Messenger RNA from Aspergillus tanneri, 645 nucleotides. RefSeq lists its product as uncharacterized. The record is from RefSeq and is a predicted model, not a curated record. The transcript is spliced from 2 exons. Bases 1 to 645 code for a protein of 214 amino acids. Lineage: Eukaryota; Fungi; Ascomycota; Eurotiomycetes; Eurotiales; Aspergillaceae.
AUGCUAGUCUGUUAUUAUCUCGCUCUAGCCUGGGGGUAUCUCUGCAUCGUAGGAGCACUUCCUAUUUCCAGUCAUUGUGACUCUUUUGGGCCGUGUAUCUCAUUCUCAUCGGAUGCGUCGUCCUUGGUUCCUAGUUCCAGGGAGGGCAUGAAGCAUCGGGUUUUGGGAAAGGUACAUAUCGUCGAGAAAGGUCCUCCUUCAUCGUCUCCAAACCACCUUCAGAUCUCGCAUCCACGAUGGAAACUCCCUGUCCGUUGGCCUCACAGAGUGUAUGGCUACGUCGUCACCCAACAACCAAGACACAUACAAACCGCAACGUCCAAAUUAUUUCCCGAGAAGCAGGGGCAUGGACCAGAUAGAGCGCAGAAUCGGUUCCACGCCGUAUACAGGAUGAUCCAGUCCCUAAGGGAAACCGAUCGAAUGCUGGCACCAGUGGCGAUCUUGUUUGUUCUGUUGUGGUUGGCAAUUGUGGCGGUUGGGAUCGUGGAAGCUGUAAACAUGUGCUGGGAGCGAUGGGGAUCUACAGAGGGGGGUGUUUGGGGGGAGGAGAGAAUUCUUUUUGAUGUUUUGGAAGAUGCGGUGAUUGGAGCGGUGCCGAUGGAGGAUCGAGAUGAUCCGGACGAAGAACAUAGAUUGAAGUUAUGA